This is a messenger RNA of Ricinus communis (castor bean), 1643 nucleotides long. Its product is annotated as general transcription and DNA repair factor IIH subunit TFB4. Gene Ontology annotation, biological process: nucleotide-excision repair; regulation of DNA-templated transcription. Bases 380 to 1273 code for a protein of 297 amino acids. Lineage: Eukaryota; Viridiplantae; Streptophyta; Magnoliopsida; Malpighiales; Euphorbiaceae. The record is from RefSeq and is a predicted model, not a curated record. The transcript is spliced from 14 exons. Gene Ontology annotation, cellular component: transcription factor TFIIH holo complex; transcription factor TFIIH core complex.
AGAAAAAGCACUUCGGACUAAUAUUAAUGGGCCUUAAAAUAUUUUGGAUAAAUUGAGCUCUAAAUAUGUAUCGGCGCCGAAACCAGUCUUGUCCAACAAGUACAGAGCUUUACUCUCCAGUGUCUGACAUUGCAAUAGAGGCAAAGAUGUUUCUCACAAGGACUGAGUAAGAUCGAGGAUUAACACUUUCUCUCCAGAAGGAAGAUUGUUUCAGGCUGAUUAUGCUAUUGAAGGCAUUAAGAAAAUGGGGAGGACAGCGAUUGAAUUGCUAGUUGAUCGAUGAGAGACACCUAAACAAUUAGAGCAUAUGGGUGUAUUUUGGAUUCAAUAAAAGCAAUUAUAUUUAUUAGCAAGCAACAGAAGAAAGCAUAAUCCUUCAAUGGCUUCAGUUCCUUCAAAACUCUACUCUGAUGAUGUUAGUCUUGUAAUGGUGUUAUUAGACACUAAUCCAUUCUUCUGGACCACUUCUUCACUUCCAUUUUCUCAAUUUUUAUCUCAUGUACUUGCAUUUUUGAACUCGAUUUUGCUGCUUAAUCAGCUAAACCAAGUAGUGGUCAUAGCUAAUGGAUAUAAUUCAUGUGAUUAUAUUUAUGAUUCAUCUUUAGUCAUGAAUCAUAGCUCAGACGAAGGCAGGAUUCCGGCUUUAUACUCUGAUUUGUUGCAGAAAUUAGAGGAUUUUAUGAUUAGAGAUGAAAAGUUAGGGAAAGGUGAAGAAUCUAAAAGAAAGAUUGCCUCUUCAUUGCUCUCAGGAUCUUUGUCUAUGGCACUUUGCUAUAUACAGCGGAUUUUUCGUUCAGGACCACUUCAUCCUCAGCCUCGUAUUUUGUGUUUGCAGGGAUCUCCAGAUGGGCCUGAACAAUAUGUUGCAGUAAUGAAUUCGAUAUUCUCUGCUCAACGCUCUAUGGUACCUAUAGAUUCUUGUUAUGUUGGUGGUCAUAAUUCAGCCUUUCUGCAGCAGGCUUCUUAUAUUACUGGAGGUGUAUAUGUUAAGCCUCAACAUUUAGAUGGGCUCUUUCAAUAUUUAGUGACUGUGUUUGCGACGGACUUGCAUUCUCGUAGCUUCUUACAACUCCCUAGGCCUGCGGGUGUGGAUUUCCGUGCAUCGUGCUUUUGCCAUAAAACCACGAUUGAUAUGGGCUUCAUAUGUUCUGUAUGUUUGUCCAUUUUCUGCAAGCAUCACAAAAAAUGUUCGACCUGUGGGUCAGUGUUUGGUCAAUCCCAAUCAGAUAAUUCCUCAUCAUUAGAUCGUAAGAGAAAGGCUCCAGAAGCAUAAUCACACUCUUCUAGAAGUCUAAUCUUAGUGACAAUGCUGCAUUCAAGCAACACACUGGAAGUGUGAUGAACUUGACGGAGUCCUGCGAUAAGAAUAUGGAUUUGAAUUUUGGUCAUAACAGAAGCAAAGAUAGCAGCUGCAAAUGUUUUACUUGUUGCUUGUUAUCUCUCAAGUACUAUUCCAGCAAAUCUCACAGGCUCAGGCUUCUUAAUGAUUUAGUUUUUGUAUUUACUUUAUUCACCAGAAAAUUGAGGGUUUUUAGCAUCGCUAGCAUGAUAUGAAGUUCUUAUCCGAGGUGUCAUCACAAUACUUGUUCAAUUUUUAAGGUGAAUGGAAUAAAAGUUGGCCUGGAGUAAAAACUGCAACACAA